Prorocentrum cordatum is the source of this 2079-nucleotide messenger RNA. NCBI's taxonomy places the organism in Eukaryota, Dinophyceae, Prorocentrales, Prorocentraceae. The record is from the annotation of a GenBank genome assembly.
CCUAAAGCAAAUUCGGCCCAAUCCCCAUUGGAACCGCAGGUGGGGCUCCUUAUGGAGCCUGUGAGGGCGUUAGCUAUUAUAACGAUUAUGGUGCUGUUGUGUUGCGCCGUCAUCGCUGUCUUGGCUUGCUUGCGGGGUGCAGCAUCCGUCGGGUUUGGAAACGUAAACCCCAUCUCACUUGCCACGUCCACGUCCCCGUCCGCGUCCACGACCACGACCACGUCCACGUACUUGAUGCGAAUCCAGAUUUGGCUUUUGCUUCCACGUCCAACUUUCGACUUGGGCCUUCUAUUAUAUCAUCCUGCUCUGGCAAGCUUCCAAGAAGGUUUCACCGCCAUGGGAGCGAACGUGCGCAUUGCCGGUCGUUCGGACAUCGAGCUCAUCAAGGCUCAGUUCGCAUCCACAUCAGCAUAAUCGGAAUCGCAUUGGAUUGUGAUUUUCCCUGAUGGUGGCGAAGACGCUUCGUGGCUUCAACUGCAAGUGUGUCGCAAACGUGGCGCGUGACUGGUUGUUUAUAAUACGGAACCAGGCUAUCCUGGCCAACACCAGAAAAUGACCCAACUGUUCAGCGACCUUGGCGCAGCUGAGAUUUGGGAAUAUUCGCAGAAUAAAAUGCUGUAUGAUCAUAACACCACUCCUGCAAUUGCACGGUAUGUUCCGCCUCAUGAUUCACAUUAUUUGGAUUACGGUAUCGAUCUGGACGGCGGCAUAGUAUAUAAGAAUUAUUCGACAUGCCUUCUUCAAUCUAAAAAGUCCCGGGAUCCCAGGAUCAUGAAAGCAGUGGCCAAGGUUUUCCGAGGCUCAUUGCGGGAGCUACAGGUCGAUCCAGCCGCUGCGACACUUUCGGCCAUGAGAAGCGCGUUCAUGGAUUGCGCGAUAGGUCUAAACUUGCAUGCGUUAAGCGGAGACCGAUCUGUAGGUCAAGUGGAGUCGUUCCAAAUGGCGCUCUUCCUGUCAAACAAGAUGCGCGUGAUGUCCGAGGGUCUUGACCCAGCAGAGAUACCGAUAUGGGACGGCCUCGUCCAGACGCCAGGUGUUUGGAAGCCAGAUCUGAAGUCGAGACUUGCUGGCUUGGAGCAGUUAUUAUUGCUCGUGCAAGAACUUAGGGAGGACUCCAUAAAGCUGGCCGAGUGCAGACGGACAUCGCAUGAGUUGUACAAGCAGCGUUUCUCCAGCGAGCAGGCGUUUUCGAUUGCAGGUAUAAAUGCUACGACGCUGAUGAACCGCCCCAACGAGAGGCAUCAUCUCUAGAGCCAAAGUUUUCCAAGCGUUCGCAGGAGGUCUAGGGCAUGGCUCUUAAUCAUUAGUCUGUGGGAGGGCUUGCGAAUCAAACGUGCGUUCAUCAAGUGUGCCCAGGGCCUCGUUACGUUCGAUGUUUCGGAGCAAGGCUCGCCAGUUGUCUGGCGCCCCUUCCAGGCAAAUACUUUUUGACGCAUUGGCCGAGCGUGAUGAUACUGCAGUAAAGUCGCAAUGCUGAUUCAGCAUCGUGGCCACGCUGGUAAGACAUAGCGCAAUCACCUCACGCUUCGAGAACGUUGCUACGUUCAGCAGCUGCGGCCAUGAUGUGUUCCGCCGCCCCGGGACGCCGCGGCCCAGGGGCCUCGACACCACGCGUACCUACGUCAAUUGAACCAUUCCAAACUUUCGCAAGUCAAUUUAACGCGGUUGCGUUUCUGAGCACGCCAGUUUAACCAAAGCAAGGGGAGUACCCCCCAGCAGCAAUAUAGCAAUAUUGUUUGUUGUGCGUUCGUUACCAGGGGCGGCGCCGGAGGCGCCGCGGGAGGGGCCCGGCGCAGAUCCGAGGAAUCCGCGCGGAGCGCCAAAAGUUUAUGUCCAUGCGCUUUUUACUCUUCGACCUAUGCUUAUCCCCCCGCAGUAGCGAGUUGAUGCGAGUUGGACGUGUGUCGGCCAGCGUGUCUGACCUGACCCGUUUGAGGUUCUUUGGUUUUUGCCGCAUGUCUCGCGUCGAGCGCCCGGCAUGCGACGACAGCGGACAAGCCGAGCACGAGACAUGCGCUGCGGUCCUGCGAAGUGUCCCGCAUCACGGCCCAAGAAAUCCAUGAAUUUGGGGCCCCGUGC